GUUCUAGUUCAGACCAUAAUCUAUCAUCCUAAAGUUUCUUCCUUGCCUUUUUUCUCUAUCGCUUCAUAUGGCUAAAAUUAUCUCCAUGACGGGCGGUCGCUUAUCGGCUCCUACCGUUUGUCUUCUGGGACUUCUGAUAGCCAACCUUUGCAUGUCAGGUGUGCAAUCUAUAGGAGUUUGCUAUGGGAUGCUCGGGAACAACCUACCGCCCGCAUCAGAAGUCGUCGUCCUCUACAAGUCUCACGGCAUCAAGCAGAUGAGACUCUACGACCCUAAUCAAGCAGCUCUGCAAGCCCUGAGAGGCUCGGGCAUCGAGCUCAUCCUAGGCGUCCCGAACUCAGACCUCCAGGCCCUAGCUUCUAACCCUGCCAACGCGAACUCGUGGGUACAGAGGAACGUGAAGAAUUUCUCGCCAGGCGUCAACUUCCGCUACAUCGCCGUCGGCAACGAGGUGAGCCCCGUCAACGGAGGCACCGCGCAAUACGCCAAAUUCGUCCUCCCUGCAAUGCGGAACAUACAGGCCGCACUCAGAUCGUCUGCCCUGCAAAACCAAAUCAAAGUCUCCACUGCGAUCGACAUGACUCUAAUAGGGAAUUCCUACCCUCCAUCCCAAGGUGCAUUUAGAGGGGACGUGAGGUCCUACUUGGACCCAAUCAUCAGUUUCCUGGUGAGCGUCAACUCUCCAUUGCUAGCCAACGUCUACACUUACUUCAGCUACGUCGGUAACCCCAAGGACAUUAGCUUGCCCUACGCUCUAUUCACUUCGCCGUCGGUUGUUGUCCGAGACGGAUCCCGCGAGUACCAGAACCUGUUCGACGCGAUGCUGGACGCGCUCUACUCCGCGCUGGAGAGGGCUGGUGGGGCCGCCCUGCAGGUGGUGGUCUCAGAGAGCGGGUGGCCAUCCGCGGGCGGGUUUGCGGCGACGGUCGACAACGCGAGGACGUACAACGGGAAUCUGAUCAGGCACGUGAAAGGCGGCACGCCGAAGAGGCCGAACAGGGCGAUAGAGACCUACAUAUUCGCCCUGUUCGAUGAGAACCAGAAGCAGCCGGAGCUAGAGAAGCACUUUGGGCUGUUCUUCCCUAACAAGCAGCCGAAGUACCCACUUAACUUUGCACAGGGAAGGAUCUGGGAUGCGUAUCACAAUGUCCCAACUUCUUUGAAAAGUGACAUGUAAGUAGAUGGGAGCUCCUUGUAUCUCCCUAGAACAUCUGGAAAUAAAGAGAAUCUCUGGUUUGUGUUGUAACUUCAAGAGCUGUGAAAAUUGUUCCUCAUGCUCAUGCUUGGUGGAAUUAAACUGCUCCAAGUAAUAAAAGUAUGGAAAAUUAUCAAAACAGUCAUAAA
Syzygium oleosum is the source of this 1344-nucleotide messenger RNA. Its product is annotated as lichenase-like. The coding region runs from base 68 to 1177 and encodes 369 amino acids. The transcript has 2 exons. NCBI's taxonomy places the organism in Eukaryota, Viridiplantae, Streptophyta, Magnoliopsida, Myrtales, Myrtaceae. The record is from RefSeq and is a predicted model, not a curated record. Gene Ontology annotation, molecular function: hydrolase activity, hydrolyzing O-glycosyl compounds. Gene Ontology annotation, cellular component: plasma membrane. Gene Ontology annotation, biological process: carbohydrate metabolic process.